AUGUGUUCAACACUCGUUCGAACGACUCUACGAACCAUGAGCAAAGCAACCGAGCUCAGUAUGCUUGAGUUUGAUGAGUCUGCGCCGUUCAUACCCAGCCAUAGUCAUGACACAUCCGCAGAUGAUCUGAGGAUAGUCGUUGGCGGCGUGGAUAGUACCCGCCAGGAACGCGAAGCUCGAACAUACCGCUUUCUCUCGCUUGCCUUGCUAUUGAUCUCGAUACCAAUGAUAGCAAGCUGCUUCCGAGAUGCCACUGAUCACCAAUGCACCCGCCAAAUGUCCACUUGGUCGCCCAUGCUUGACGCUGUCGAGUAUAGAUGGCGUCGCUUCCUGCCAAGUGACGGCGAUCUUCUUGGUGGACAACCCACGCAAGAUUCGGAGAUGAGAUGGGACGGACUGUGGGAAUACGACGAUUGGAAGCAUCACGCCGCCGAGCUUGGUGGCGGUAUCGUGGGGUUCAUUGAAGGAUUCCAUCAAAUACACUGCGUCGUAAGCAUUGUCUCUUCUUGA
This is a messenger RNA of Aureobasidium namibiae CBS 147.97, 510 nucleotides long. RefSeq lists its product as uncharacterized. Gene Ontology annotation, biological process: mycotoxin biosynthetic process. The transcript has 2 exons. Bases 1 to 510 code for a protein of 169 amino acids. NCBI's taxonomy places the organism in Eukaryota, Fungi, Ascomycota, Dothideomycetes, Dothideales, Saccotheciaceae. The record is from RefSeq and is a predicted model, not a curated record.